Gambusia affinis (western mosquitofish) is the source of this 1958-nucleotide messenger RNA. RefSeq names its product v-myb avian myeloblastosis viral oncogene homolog (gene myb). Bases 150 to 1934 code for a protein of 594 amino acids. Gene Ontology annotation, cellular component: nucleus. Gene Ontology annotation, biological process: regulation of DNA-templated transcription. NCBI's taxonomy places the organism in Eukaryota, Metazoa, Chordata, Actinopteri, Cyprinodontiformes, Poeciliidae. The record is from RefSeq and is a predicted model, not a curated record. The transcript is spliced from 15 exons. Gene Ontology annotation, molecular function: DNA-binding transcription factor activity, RNA polymerase II-specific; RNA polymerase II cis-regulatory region sequence-specific DNA binding.
UGAGAAAGGGAGGGGUGGAGCCCCCCUGCGAGUCCGCAGCAGUUUAAAUUAAUGUCAGCCUGCCUGAUCGCAGUGAGAACAAACACGGCGUAGAUAGCGAAAGUACUCGCUCGGCGCAACCUGCUGCAAGCCGCUGGCUACACUUUACCAUGACUCGGCGGCCGAAAAACAGUGUUUACAGUAGCGAGGAAGAUGAGGAGGAGACAGAUGUGUACGAACAUGACUAUGACGGGACUCUUGCCAAAGUAGGGAAACGCCACCUCGGAAAAACGCGCUGGACUCGAGAAGAGGAUGAGAAGUUGAAGAAACUGGUUGAACUUCACGGAUCAGAAGAUUGGAAACUAAUUGCAAGUCUAUUAGCUAAUCGUACAGAUGUGCAGUGCCAACACCGAUGGCAGAAGGUUCUCAACCCAGAACUGAUUAAGGGACCUUGGACCAAAGAAGAGGAUCAGAGGGUGAUCGAGCUGGUCCAGAAGUACGGAGCCAAGCGCUGGUCGGUGAUCGCCAAGCACCUGAAGGGACGCAUCGGCAAGCAGUGCCGCGAGCGCUGGCACAACCACCUGAAUCCAGAGGUCAAGAAGACCUCGUGGACCGAGGAGGAGGACAGAAUCAUCUACCAAGCCCACGAGAAGCUGGGAAACCGCUGGGCAGAAAUCGCCAAGCUGCUUCCUGGCAGGACUGACAACGCCAUAAAGAACCACUGGAACUCCACCAUGCGGCGAAAGGUUGAACAAGAGGGCUACCUUCAGAGCACAUCGAAGAACAGCAACUCCUCACUGUCCAUGAACCACAACUACAUCAAGACCACCAAUCAUGUCAUGAGCUUCCCCCACCACUCACCGACCCACGCACAGCUGCCUCCUUUGACCUACAACUACAUAUCUGAAACACACAGACUGUCAUUCCCAAUGGCUCUGCAUUUAAACAUCCUGAACAUCCCCCAGCACGGGACCGCUGCUAUACAAAGACACUAUGGUGAUGAGGAUCCUGAGAAAGAGCAGAGAGUAAAAGAGAUCGAACGGCUGCUCAUGGCAACAGAGAAUGAGUUGAAAAUCCAGCCUUCCCUAUCAAUGAAUUUGAGUUUUCCGUCUUGGGCCACCCAGAGUUCUUUGACCGGCAGUUCGGAUGGUGCUGCCAUGUCUUUAUCACACUUCCAGACAGCUGCCCCGACAUUGCCUCUUGACCAGAGCUGCCUACCUGAAGAAAGUGCCUCAGCAACACGGGCCAGCAGCACCGCCAGCAGCCAUCACAGCAGCCCGACAUUCACAAACGCAAUGCCCGACUUCAUGGAAUCCGUCAUUGAUUCUUUUCUCAGCCAAUCUAUGAGUCCAGAUCACUCCGAUGAUAAUCUACGGAUGAAUAUGGCUGUAGACACCAAACCUCUUAUUGACCACUCUAUUAGGCCACAGAAAGAAAAUGAAAUAUUCCGAACUCCAAACAUUCGUCGAUCGAUCCUGGAGUCGAACCCUCGUACACCCACUCCUUUCAGAUCAACUUUGGGCCUUCAUGGAUCUCUCAAACUACAGAGUCCAACUUUGGAGCAGCAGAUGGUUGAGUCUAUCAAACAAGAACCCAUGGAGUGUGCCAUUGACCACCCUCCACUUAAGAAGAUAAAACAAGAGGUGGAGUCCCCGUGUGAAAGCAGCCCCUGCAUGCAGUGGGAGGGACAAGAACUCAACACACAGCUUUUCUCCCCCAACGCCUCUGCACAGGAAGUACCUGUAAGUCCACAUGAUCUACUUACUAGCUCAUUACUAAGUGAGGAUGGACACAAGCCCUACCAUCUUCCUCACAGAGACAUGAACAGCCCACUACAGCAGCAGCUCAGUUCUUGGGAACCAGCAACCUGUGGGAAGACAGAGGAACACAUUCUGGCCUCUGAGCAGAACCACAAGUACAUCAACACUUACCCCACGAGGACACUGGUGAUGUAGACAAUGGAGAGAGGCACCAUACAA